CUGGGCUCCCCGAACUCCGACAAUCAAUUCGGUGAUACUCCCCCGGGCCCGGCGUUCCGUAUGCCCGCCCUCCCCGGACCACGCGUUCCGUAUGCCCGCCCUCCCCGACCCGCGUUCCGUAUGCCCGCCCUCCCCGGGCCCCGCGUUCCCUAUGCCCCGCCCUCCCCGGGCCCGCGUUCCCUAUGCCCGCCCUCCCCGGACCCCGCGUUCCCUAUGCCCGCCCUCCCCGGACCCCGCGUUCCCUAUGCCCGCCCUCCCCGGACCCCGCGUUCCGUAUGCCCGCUCUCCCCGGACCCCGCGUUCCCUAUCCCCGCUCUCCCCGGACCCCGCGUUCCCUAUGCCCGCUCUCCCCGGACCCCGCGUUCCCUAUGCCCGCUCUCCCCGGACCCCGCGUUCCCUAUGCCCGCUCUUCCCCGGACCCCGCGUUCGCUCCCGCUCUCCCCGGACCCCGCAUUCCCUAUGCCCGCUCUCUCCCCGGACCCCGCAUUCCGUAUGCCCGCUCUCCCCGGACCCCGCAUUCCGUAUGCCGCUCUCCCCGGA
Messenger RNA from Staurois parvus, 540 nucleotides. The record is from the annotation of a GenBank genome assembly. NCBI's taxonomy places the organism in Eukaryota, Metazoa, Chordata, Amphibia, Anura, Ranidae.